Molecule: messenger RNA, 1178 nt
Organism: Cannabis sativa
Lineage: Eukaryota; Viridiplantae; Streptophyta; Magnoliopsida; Rosales; Cannabaceae
Product: cucumber peeling cupredoxin
Exons: 2
Coding region: 369-938 (189 amino acids)
Cellular component (GO): plasma membrane
Molecular function (GO): electron transfer activity
Source: RefSeq, a predicted model, not a curated record
AAUCAGUCGGUGGCCGAUGAAGAUGAUCAACCUCUCUUCUCGUCUCUACAUAUAGAUAAUGUUUGAAAAAGAUUGUGGACAAUAUUAUAACUCAAAAACGUAUAAUUUAAAAUAAUUAAUACAUAUAGUAUACUACUUUUUCUCUUUUCACAACACGUGUAUCAUUUUGUGGUGCUCUCUUCUCUUGUGUCUAAUUAUUAUAUAAAGGAUAGAACAAGUUCCAAAACAUAAUAAAACCCACCGAGUGCUAAUUAAUAAAGUUCUCAAGCUCUCUUCUUCUUCUUGCUUCUCCUCUACUUGGCCAAAAUAAUAGUUUGAGAGAAAAAGAGGUGGGAAGGGACGACCUUUGAACACAGUUGAUUUUCAUAAUGGCAAGAGGUUUAGUGGGUUUGAUCUGCUGUUUCGCCCUUACGGUGGUCAUCUUUACAGAUAGUACAGCGGCGGUGACACAUACGGUUGGAGACACUACAGGUUGGACCAUUCCUUCAAGCCCUGAAUUUUACACCGACACUUGGGAGGAUAAUAAAACCUUCAGGAUUGGAGACAAAUUAGCUUUCAAUUGGAGUGGAGUACACAACGUGGCUCAAGUAUCAACAGAAGCCGAUUACGAUAAUUGCAACACAGCUGCAGCCAGAGUACUAAGCAGCACAAGCCCAUUCGAGUUCACUCUCAACACCACUGGUGACCACUACUUCCUCUGCACUGUUGGAACUCAUUGCCGAAGUGGCCAGAAGCUUAAGGUCGACGUAGAUACCUCAACUACCACACCAACUACACCUGCUACUCCUACAACUCCUGGAUCACCGACUAAUGGUACCACUACUUCUUCUCCUACUACCCCCACCACUUCUACACCCGCCAAUUCCUCGCCUUCAUUCGCACCCCUCGGAGCUUUAUCUGCAGCCAUGUUUGCCCUAGUGCUCUCCUCCUUCAUGUAGAUUAAAGAGUAGUAGUGAAGUGAUCGAUAGUAGCAAGCAUGGUAUAUCUCUUUGCUUGUGGUUUUUUUUUUUUUUUUUUUCACUGCUACUUAAUUAAUUUUUAUUGUACUGUUUGACCACCGUAUGUUUUGAAACUGAUUGGUUCUAUUAUUUAUUAAUUAUCUGUAUUUUCUUAUUCGAUCGGGAGAAUUAUUUCUUGAAUAGUUGUUGAUAAUUAUAUGUGAUGAGAUUAUUGGAUUA